Messenger RNA from Salvelinus fontinalis (brook trout), 7473 nucleotides. Its product is annotated as phosphatidylinositol 4-phosphate 5-kinase type-1 gamma-like. Gene Ontology annotation, biological process: phosphatidylinositol metabolic process. Bases 2185 to 5091 code for a protein of 968 amino acids. The record is from RefSeq and is a predicted model, not a curated record. Gene Ontology annotation, molecular function: phosphatidylinositol kinase activity. The transcript is spliced from 19 exons. NCBI's taxonomy places the organism in Eukaryota, Metazoa, Chordata, Actinopteri, Salmoniformes, Salmonidae.
AACAUGCCCAAUGAAAUUAUGAUUUGUUUUUCCACAGACUGGGUUUUUGUCAUUCUCAUGAGCUGGAAUAAUAUGUUCCAUACUCACAAAGCUCAUUUAGUGAGUUUUGUACACAUCCCUGUUAGUGAGCGUUUCUCCUUUGCCAAGAUAAUGGCUGAUUAAACAGCAUCACACAGGUGCACUUUGUGCUGAGGACAAAGGCCACUAAAAUGUGAAGUUGUGUCACAAUGUCUCAUGUUUUAAGGGAGAGAGUAAUUGGCUUGCUGCAAGAAUGUCCUCUAGAGCUGUUGCUAGAGAAUUGAAUGUUAAUUUCUCUACCAAUAGCUGCCUCUGUCAUUUUAGAGAAUUUGUCAGUACGUCCAACUGGCAUCACAACCGCAGACCACGUCUAACCACGCCAGCCCAGGACCAACACAUCAGUCUUCACCUGCUGGAUCGUCUGAGACCAGCAACCCGGACAUCUGAAAUUGUGGGUUUGCACAAAUGAAGAAUCUCUCGCACUCAAACUGCCUCAGGGAAGAUUGUAUGUGUGCUCGUUGUCCUCAGCAGGGUCUUGACCUGAUGGCAGUUCUUUGUAACUGACUUCAGUGGGUAAAUGCUCACUUUCACUGGCAUGCUGGAGAAGUGGGCUCUUCAGAGAUGAAUCCUGGUUUCAGCUGUACCGGCCAGUAGGGUUUUGGUUUGGGCAGGCAUAAGCUACGGACAAUGAACACAAUUGCAUUUUAUUGAUGGGAAUUUGAAUGGACAGGUGAUGAGAUCCUGAGGCCCAUUGUUGCGCAUCACCUUUUGUUUCAGCAUAAUGCUCAGCCCCAUGUCGCCAGGAUCUGUACACAAUACCUGGAAGCUGAAAAUAUCCCAGUUCUUCUAUGGCCUGCAUACUCACCUGACAUGUCACCCAUUGAGCAUGUUCAAGAUGCUCUGGAUCAAUGUGCAUGACAGUGUUCCAUUUCCCGCUAAUAUACAGAAACUUCGCACAGCCAUGAAAGAGUGGGACAACAUUCCACAGGCCAAAACAGCCUGAUCAAAGUUGAAUUGUCAUGUGCGCCCAAUACAACGGGUGCAGACCUUACAGUGAAAUGCUUACUUACAGGCUCUAACCAGCAGUGCAAAAAAUAUCAGGUGAACAAUAGGGAAAUAAAAACAUUUAAAAGACAGUGAAAGAUAACAGGGAGGCUAUAUACAUGCACCAGUUAGUCUGGCUGAUUGAGGUAGACUAUAGUUCAACUGACUAUUUAUAUGAUGAACAGAGUAGUAGCAGUGUAAAAGAGGAGUUGGGGGGGCACACAAUGGAAAUAGUCCAGGUAGUCAUUUGAUUACCUGUUCAGGAAUCUUAAGGAGUAAAAACUGUUGAAGCCUUUUUGUCCUAGACUUGGCACUCCGGUACUGCUUGCCAUGCGGUAGUAGAGAGAACAGUCUAUGGCUGGGGUCUUUGACAAUUUUUAGGACCUUCCUCUGACACGGCCUGGUGUAGAGGUCCUGGAUGGCAGGCAGUUUAGCCCCAGUGAUGUACUGGGGCUGUGCUGUAUGCGAAAGAUGUUGCGCUGCAGGAGGCAAAUGGUCACACGAGAUACUGACUGGUUUUCUCAUCCAUGUACCUACCUCUUUAAGGUACAGGAUCUGUGACCAACACAUUCAUAUCUGUAUUCCUAGUCAUGUGAUAUUUAUAGAUUAGGGCCUAAUGAAUUUAUUUCAAUUGACUGAUUUCCUUAUGAGCUGUAACUCAGCAAAAAUAAAACAUUUGUUGCAUGUUGCGUUUAUUUUUCAGUGUGUGUGAGCAUGUCAACCGCAAGAGGAUGCUCCGAUGACAUGUAUGAUAGACCAUCUUACUUGAAUGACGCAGCCACAGCUGUGAGAAUGCAACCGAGUGGGUUAAUAAUGCUCGAGAGGAACAGUAUGAUAUAGCCACAGCUCCGUACUAUGCGACAAGAUAUCCCCCGUGGUGUGUGCAUUAUGCUCGUACAAUUGCCGCGAGGAAGAUACUAGUGUUGAAAAGGCGAUGAGGCCAACUAUGCAGCCUAUUCAACGUGAUGUCAGAGUCCUAUACAUUCGGCAUUCGCCAUAGUGUCAACGAAGGGCAUAUAACGCGCCGCUUAUCUGGGAAUUGUAAAUGGAUGAGAUUGCGACAUCGGGGGAGGCCAGGGGAAGCAUGCACACAGCUUCUCGCUCAAGCUUUCUUCUGCAGACAUGGACACUGGUCGUAGGGGGUCUACAAUAACUAGUGAGAUGCCGUCCCCCACAGCUCAGGGUCUAGGCCCAGGUCAGGAGAAGAAGAUCGGCCACAGGAGAGUAGAUGCCUCUGGAGAGACCACCUAUAAGAAGACCACGUCCUCUGCCCUGAAAGGUGCCAUCCAGCUGGGCAUCGGCUACACGGUGGGCAACCUGAGCUCCAAGCCAGAGAGAGAUGUCCUCAUGCAGGACUUCUACGUGGUGGAGAGCAUCUUCUUUCCCAGUGAGGGCAGUAACCUGACUCCUGCCCAUCACUACCCAGACUUCAGGUUUAAGACCUAUGCCCCCGUGGCCUUCCGCUACUUCCGAGAACUGUUUGGGAUCCGACCAGAUGACUACCUGUACUCUCUAUGUAACGAGCCACUGAUCGAGCUGUCCAACCCGGGGGCCAGCGGCUCCAUAUUCUACGUAACCAGGGACGACGAGUUCAUCAUCAAAACAGUCAAUGCCAAGGAGGCGGAGUUUCUGCAGAAACUACUUCCUGGAUACUACAUGAAUCUGAAUCAGAACCCGAGGACCCUGCUUCCUAAGUUCUUUGGUCUCUACUGCGUCCAGUGUGGUGGUAAAAACAUCCGUAUUGUGGUCAUGAACAAUGUGUUACCGCGCGCCGUACGCAUGCACCUCAAGUUCGACCUGAAGGGCUCCACGUAUAAACGGCGUGCGUCGAAGAAAGAGAGGGAGAAAUUGAAUCCCACCUUUAAAGAUCUGGACUUUAUAUCAGAUGUACCGGACGGACUGACACUGGAUCAGGAUACAUAUGGUGCUCUGCUUAAGACCCUACAGAGAGAUGGGCUGGUGCUCGAGAGCUUUAAAAUCAUGGAUUACAGUCUGUUGCUUGGGGUCCAUAACCUGGGCCAGGCUGGGAGAGAGUCCCAGGGCUCACCAGCAGGGGGCGAUGAGAAGAAACCUGUGACCCAGAGAGCCCUCUACUCUACUGCCAUGGAGUCUAUACAGGGAGGGAAGACGUGUAGAGACACACUAGACCACGAUGCUACAAUGGGUGGUAUUCCUGCAGUGGAUGGUAAAGGGGAACAACUCCUUCUUUUUAUUGGAAUCAUCGACAUCCUGCAGUCUUACAGGGUCAUCAAGAAACUGGAACACUCAUGGAAGUCUCUGAUUAGUAAUGACGGGGACACAGUGUCAGUCCACAGGCCUAGUUUCUAUGCAGACAGGUUCUACAAGUUCUGCAGCACCACUGUCUUCAGAAAGAGCUGCUCCCUGAGGUCUUCUCCCUCCAAGAGGGGGCGAGGAGGGGCUCUGCCCGCACCCAAAAACAGUGUCCAAACACAGCUCUCCAUAGAAAGAGUGGAGAACCAGGAGAACGAGGACCUGCACCUCAGAGCGGCUCGCGGCUCCCGCCUGCUGGAGGAGGACGGUCAGAGAGAGCACCCCCACACUCCUCCAUCUUUUGAGGAUGCGACCACAGCAUCCAUUGCGACCACUCUCUCCCCCAACAACUCUCUCCCUACCACACCGUUUGACACACCAGAACACCCACGCUUCAGGAGGCCAACUCAUUCUCCACGGGACCAUGAAGACAGUUUCAGGUCACAGCUGGAAGUAGUGGAGGUGCACGAUCAAACCGUCACUGUGGCGGUGGAGGUGAAGAGGGAACCUACAACCAGUGUGGUUCCAGAGGACCUUCAGGAUACUAAAGUAACAGAGGAGAAAGUCAUCACACAGGACACAGCUGCUGCCCCCACCUCCUCUACACCUCUUUCAACCCCUCCUUCCUCCUCCACCCCUCCAUCCUCCACCCCUCCCUCCUCAUUCCCUCCAGCUUCCACUCUCCCUCAUUCACUUCCUCCCUCAAUCUCUUCCUCCUCUGCCCCUCACUCUAACUCCACUCUGCCCUAUUCUUUCACUCGUCCUUCCUCCACCCCUCAGUCAUCAGCUGUCAUCGCCUCCACCCUUCCACCCUCUGCAGUCCCUCAAGCCUCCGCCCCUCCCUCUUCCACCACUCCUGCAUCUACCCACCCCUCCUCCUCUCCCCAUUCUUCACUCCUUCCCACCACCCCUCCCUUCUCUCUCCCUCCGAGCCCCCAGGUGACAGCGGAACGCUAUUCGUCCAAUCAUCUGUCUGUCACCUCGUCCGUCAGCCACAACUCACUGGAGGGGGAGGUGCCAGUCUCUGACAUCUACUUCUAUGCUGAUGGGAGGUACUGGGUGUACUCCCCAAUGCUGGGUCGUAAGAAACUCAACUCAAGCUCAAGCUGCAAUAAUCAGGAGGACAGGAGCUGGAUGUACUCUCCGCUGCACUACGGCUCAGAGUCCAGACAUGACUCUGAUGGGGAGAGCCAGAUGUAUUCUCCACAUCUACCACACAAGGGAAAAACCUCCACUAUUCUCCACCUCUACCACACAAGGGAAAAACCUCUACUAUUCUCCACAUCUACCACAGAAGGGAAAAACCUCCACUAUUCUCCACCUCUACCACACAAGGGAAAAUCUCCACUAUUCUCCACCUCUACUACAGAAGGGAAAAACCUCCACUAUUCUCCACCUCUACCACACAAGGGAAAAACCUCCACUAUUCUCCACCUCUACCACACAAGGGAAAAACCUCCACUAUUCUCCACAUCUACCACAGAAGGGGAAAAUCUCCACUAUUCUCCACAUCUACCACAGAAGGGGAAAACCUCCACUAUUCUCCACAUCUACCACACAAGGGAAAAACCUCCACUAUUCUCCACAUCUACCACAGAAGGGGAAAACCUCCACUAUUCUCCACCUCUACUACAGAAGGGGAAAACCUACACUAUUCUCCACAUCUACCACACAAGGGGAAAACCUACAGUAAAAUAUGAAAUUGAUGAGAGAAAUAUAGUAAAAAGAAAGGGCAAAACAGAAUUGAGCUGUUUGUGAAUUUGACUGUGGGUAUGUGUGUGUAUGUGUGAAUGUCAUUGCGGGUAUGUGUGUUUGUGUGUGUGAAUGUCAUUGUGGGUAUGCGUGCAUGUGUGUGUGAGUGUGAAUGUCAUUGCGGGUGUUAACUCAGCCCUGUCUGGCCAUAAUGGAAUCUCUGAUGGACAGGGAUCAAAGGCUGCUGGUCCAAUCUUCUCCUUUAAUGAAAACAAGAUUCCUCUUUCUCUUCCCUCACUCCCUCUUUCUCUCUCUUCAUCUCCUCUCUCUCAUACACUGACUGUACAAAACAUUAAGGACACCUGCUCUUUCCAUGACAUAGACUAACCAGGUGAAUCCAGGUGAAAAAGCUGUGAUCCCUUAUUGAUGUCACUUCUUAAAUCCACUUCAAUCAGUGUAGAUGAAGGGGAGGGGACAGGUUAAAGAAGCAUUUUUAAGCCUUAAGACAAUUGAGACAUGGAUUGUGUAUGUGUGCUAUUCAGAGGGUGAAUGGGCAAGACAAAAUAUUUAAGAGUGAGAGUGAAGGUGAGGAAUGAUUGCUGUGUCUUUGCAGCAAUAAUCGUAAGCUGAUCGGAAUUCCGUGCUGUUGGUUUGGGAUUUUGGGAUGAUGUCUGGGUGGUGUCACAUUGGACCAAGACAUACAGAGCAUUCAGAAAGUAUUCAGACCCCUUCCGUUUCCCCACAUUUUGUUACGCUACAGCCUUAUUCUACAAUUAAUCAGCAUUUUUUCUGUAUUUCUGUUUUUCAUUAGUAAUACAAAAAGGCACUCGCACAUCUGAGCAAUCUUAUUUGCAGGUGCAUGGCAUCAAUUGAACAAGAUGAAGGAAAAGGAAACCGCACACUGCUCUUGAUAGUAUCACCGAUAUUUAAUAAGCUUUACGUAUCGGCCACACGGCCUUCGUCAGAGCUUUUGGGAUUUUUUGAAAGUUGCACCCUUAUGUAGACCUGGCUCCACCCACAUCCGUUCUACACAUCGAAGGGGGUUGGAAGCAAAGGAAAAUAAAUAAGUGCUACCAAAUAUAACAAUGUGCAUUUCAUAACUCUUACAAAAGUGUAUAAAUAAGGCGUAUUGAACACUUCUGUAUAAUCUCAAUGAGGACAUAGCAAGUUCAUUAGUCAUUGGGUACAUCAUAUGAAAAACGUCAGAAUAAUCUACAAGAGACACACAUUUCAUGUUCCAAUUCACAGCAUAACAUACAAAGGCAUUUCAUCAUUAAGUCCUUUUGGAAACAAUGUCUGGAGGGUGAAAAUCCAAAAACAUUCUCUUUUACUCAGAGUAUUAUUAAUAUCACCUCCCCUGUCUGAUAUCUUAACUUUCUCUAUGCCACAAAAUCUAAAGGUGGAAAUGUCAUGCUUCAUGUCAUUGAAAUGUACAGCGACUGGAGCUACAAAAAAGACCCGCUAAAGCUACAGAACACUCCGUAAUGUUCACAACUACAUAUACUUUGAAUUCGCGAAAAGUGGGAGAGGUGGUCAAGAAACACUGGCAUAUUUUAUCAUCUGACCCAGCUUUGCCGGCUGAAUUUAAAUAUCCACCACGUAUUGUGUAUAGGAGAGGUCGCAAUUUACGCGAUAAAUUGGUUCAUGCCAACUGCCAGCCACUUAAGAAAAUUAGCCAAGCACUUUUACGCCCUCUACCAAAUGGUAGCUAUAAAUGCAGAGGAUGCGCACAGUGCAACAACAUGAUGAAGUGUCAAUAUUUCUGUCACCCACACACAGGAAAAAGGUUCCAAAUAAAUGACAUUAUUACGUGUUCCACCACCCAUGUUAUUUACAUUAUUAAAUGUCCAUGUGGGCUCUGUUAUGUCGGUAAAACCACCCGCUCUCUUAAACAGAGAAUUAGUGAACAUAAAAGUUCAAUCAGGAGAAACGACAGGGAGUAUCCAGUCGCUGUACAUUUCAAUGACAUGAAGCAUGACAUUUCCACCUUUAGAUUUUGUGGCAUAGAGAAAGUUAAGAUAUCAGACAGGGGAGGUGAUAUUAAUAAUACUCUGAGUAAAAGAGAAUGUUUUUGGAUUUUCACCCUCCAGACAUUGUUUCCAAAAGGACUUAAUGAUGAAAUGCCUUUGUAUGUUAUGCUGUGAAUUGGAACAUGAAAUGUGUGUCUCUUGUAGAUUAUUCUGACGUUUUUCAUAUGAUGUACCCAAUGACUAAUGAACUUGCUAUGUCCUCAUUGAGAUUAUACAGAAGUGUUCAAUACGCCUUAUUUAUACACUUUUGUAAGAGUUAUGAAAUGCACAUUGUUAUAUUUGGUAGCACUUAUUUAUUUUCCUUUGCUUCCAACCCCCUUCGAUGUGUAGAACGGAUGUGGGUGGAGCCAGGUCUACAUAAGGGUGCAACUUUCAAAAAAUCCCAAAAGCUCUGACGAAGGCCGUGUGGCCGAUACGU